AUGGAUGACUUCAACGAUGAAUUGUUCCCAUUGGCUUUGUUAAUGGAUGAAUUAAAACAUGACGAUGUAUCCAAUAGAGUAGAAGCCAUGCAAAAGUUAGAUACUAUUGCUAUUGCUUUAGGACCAGAAAGAACUCUUAAAGAAUUAUUACCAUUUUUAAAUGAUGUUGCUCAAGAUGAUGAAGAAGAAGUAUUUGCAGUCUUAGCUUCCAAAUUAGGGGAUUUUAUUCCUUUAAUUGGAGGUCAUCAACAUUGUGAACCUUUAAUUCAAAUCUUAACUAUAUUGGCUUCAAUGGAAGAACCUAUUGUUAGAGAUAAAGCUAUCGAUUCUUUAAAUAAAAUCAGUUUGGAAUUAACUCCAGAAGAAUUAAAUAAUAUCUUCCUUCAUUUAAUUCAAAAUUUAAGUCAAGGUAAUUGGUUUUCUAAAAAAAUUGCAAGUUGUGGUUUAUAUAAAUCAGUUAUUGUAAAAGUUAAUGCUUCAAUUAGAAAAGAAUUAUUAAAUUUAUAUUUAAAAUUGGUUUGUGAUGAAUAUCCAAUGGUUAGAAGAUCUGCUGCUACUAAUUUACCAACUUUAAUUGAUUUAUUAACUGAAUUUACCACUUUAACUCCAAAUGAUGCUAAUAAAAUGAAUAAUGAUGAUUGGGAUAUUAUUUCAAAAAUGUUUCAACAUUUAAUUAAUGAUGAUCAAGAUUCAGUUAAAUUUUUAUCCAUUGAUGUAUUAAUUUCUAUAUUAGAAUUCUUUCAAAAAUUACAAGAUCAAAGAUUUAAUUCCGAAUUUUUAUCAUCAUCAUUAAAAUUAAUUAAAGAUGAAAGUUGGAGAGUCAGGUAUGCUGCUGCUGAAAGAUUCUCUAAAAUCGCCAAGAAUUUCGUUAGAAAUGAAAGUGAUUUAUUUCAAUUAAUUGAUCCUUUUAUUAGUUUAAUGAAAGAUAAUGAAGGUGAAGUUAGAAAAGCUAUUGCCAAACAAUUACCUUCAUUUUGUGAAUUAUUAGUAAGUUAUCCUUCAACAAAAGUUACUAUCUUAAAUAAAAUUAUUCCUGUGGUUAAUGAUUUAUCUCAAGAUUCUCAAGAAACUGUUAGAGCUUCAUUAGCUUCAACUAUAACUGAUUUAUCUCCAAUUUUAGAAAAGCAAGCCACCAUUGAAAAAUUAUUACCAAUCUUUUUAAUCAUGUUAAAGGAUGAAUUCCCUGAUGUUAGAUUAAAUAUUAUAUCAAAUUUAUCAGUAGUUAAUGAAACUAUUGGUAUUAAUCUUUUAUCAACCAAUUUAUUACCUGCUAUAACUGAAUUAGCUCAAGAUCAUAAAUGGAGAGUUAGAUUGGCUAUUAUUGAAUAUAUUCCAAAAUUAGCUAAACAAUUAGGAGAACCAUUUUUUAAUGAUGAAUUAUUAUCACUUUGUAUGUCAUGGUUAUGGGAUCCAGUAUUUGCUAUUAGAGAUGCUGCUGUUAAUAAUUCUAAAGAAUUAACUAUUAUAUUUGGAUCUCAAUGGGCUGAACAUGAAAUUAUAAAUCGUUUAUUAAAUAAUGGUGGUAAUAUCACUAAUAAAAAAGAUUCAACCACUACAAAUGCCACCACUAAUGAUGAUGAACUCGAUGAAAAAAUUGAUGAUGAUGAUGAUGAUAAUACUAAUUCAAAUAAAAUUGAUUAUUCUAAUUUUAUUAUUAGAAUAACUUGUUUAUUCACAAUUACAAGAUUAAUUCCUGUCAUUGAUUAUCCAAUAAUUACCAAGAAAAUUUUACCAUUUAUUAAUAAUUUAAUUGUUGAUUCUGUACCAAAUAUAAGAUUUAACGUUGCUAAAUCAUAUUUAAUCAUUGGAGAAACUUUAAUUAAGAAUAAAAGAAAAUUCAAUUUAAGUGAUGAAGAAUUGAACAAAAUUAUUAAUACUGAAAUCUUGGUUAAUUUAGAAAAAUUACAAAAUGAUGAAGAUGUGGAUGUGAGAUACUUUUCCAGUAAAAGUAUUCAAGGAAUCAAAGAUUUAGUCAAUUAA
This is a messenger RNA of Scheffersomyces coipomensis, 1980 nucleotides long. RefSeq names its product protein phosphatase 2A structural subunit (gene TPD3). Gene Ontology annotation, cellular component: protein phosphatase type 2A complex; cytoplasm. The record is from RefSeq and is a predicted model, not a curated record. The transcript has a single exon. The coding region runs from base 1 to 1980 and encodes 659 amino acids. Gene Ontology annotation, molecular function: protein phosphatase regulator activity; protein binding. NCBI's taxonomy places the organism in Eukaryota, Fungi, Ascomycota, Pichiomycetes, Serinales, Debaryomycetaceae. Gene Ontology annotation, biological process: protein dephosphorylation.